GCGCAGGCGCGACGUCUCAGCCCCGCCCCCUCACCCAGUCAGAGGCUCGAGAUGGCGGUUGUGGCGGCUCAGGUGGUGGAGCUGGACAUCGAGGAGCAGCAGAUAGAUUUCUUAAAAUUUCCUUCAGAUGACGACCAAUGGAGAGUGCAUAAUGCCAAGGUACAUGCAAAACACCGUGGACAUGAAGCUAUGCAUGCAGAAAUGGUGCUUAUUCUUAUUGCCACCCUCGUAAUAGCUCAGAUUGUGCUAGUCCAGUGGAAACAGCAUCAUUGUAGAUCAUAUAAUCUGGUCACCCUGCUGCAGAUGUGGAUUGUUCCUUUAUAUUUCACAGUAAAACUUUACUGGUGGCGCUUUCUCUCCACAUGGGGAAUGUUCUCUGUUAUAACCAGUUAUGUCAUCUUCAGAGCUACCCGCAAACCUCUUUCUGGAAGAACACCACGGAUGGUCUACAAGUGGUUUCUUCUCAUCUACAAAAUAAGUUAUGCAGUGGGCAUUGUGGGAUAUUUGGCAGUAAUGUUCACAAUGUUUGGCUUCAAUUUAUUCUUCAGAAUAAAGACUGAAGACUCCAUGGAUUUUGGUGUAAUUUUGCUGUUCUAUGGCUUGUAUUACGGGGUUAUGGGAAGAGAUUUUGCUGAGAUUUGUUCUGACUAUAUGGCUUCCACUAUUGGAUUCUAUAAUUUUGGUAGAUUGCCAUCCAAGAAUCUCUCUGAUGACAUUUGCGCCGUGUGUGGUCAGAAAAUAUUUGUGGACAUCAGUGAAGAAGGAAUCUUAGAAGAUACAUACCGUCUCUCAUGUAAUCAUGUAUUUCAUGAAUUCUGCAUUCGUGGUUGGUGCAUUGUAGGUAAAAAGCAGACGUGCCCGUACUGUAAUGAGAAGGUGGACCUUAAAAGAAUGCUGAGUAAUCCGUGGGAGCGCACACAUGUUUUAUAUGGCCAGCUAUUAGAUUGGCUGCGUUAUCUAGUUGCAUGGCAGCCUGUAAUUAUUGGAGUUGUACAAGGUAUUAACUAUGUAUUGGGUCUAGAAUAAGAAGCUACCAAUUUUUCUGGCACAUGCAUUAUAAAUAAACCAUUUUAAAUUAUGUAUAUUCUAGAAAAUGUUUACUCUGAAUUUGUCAUUUAGAAUUGCAUAACUACAACAUGUUUUGUUGGUACCUCAAUGACUGAUUAUGGUGAUUAUGCUGUCACUUAACUAACAUGCAAUAAUGUGCAUUAUUUUUAAAUAAGUAAUGUCAAAUUUUGUAAAAGGGAGCCCUCAGUUCUUUCACAGACAGAUUGUGUUUCCUUACGAAAAUGUUGAAAAAAAUUAAUGCAUUCAAAGUUUGGGAGAAGAUUUGUAGCUCAGGUGCUCGUUGUUGUGGUUCUGUGUACAGUUGUGUAAAAAAUCCCAUGCAAGGACUGCACAAAACACUACAUAGGACAAACAGGAAGACAACUAACAAUCCGCAUCCACGAACACCAACUAACCACAAAACGACAUGACCAGCUAUCCUUAGUAGCCACACACGCAGAUGACAAGCAACAUGAGUUCGACUGGGACAACACUACUAUUAUAGGAGAAGCCAAACAGAGAACAGCCAGGGAAUUCGUAAAGGCAUGGCACUCAUCCACAGAUUCAAUCAAUAAGCACAUCGACCUGGACCCAAUAUACCGACAACUGCAGCGGACAGCUGGAACUGACAACCGGAAGCAGCAGAGGCAAACCACUAUAAAUGCUGGAGGAAAUAUCACAGAAGCGCUUCACAGGAGGCUCCCAAGCACUGAGGAUGUCACCUAGACAGGGGACGAAACAUCUGCAACACAAAUUCCCAGCUCGGCGAACAGAAUCACAACAGCAUGGAUGCAUUGUUGAUCACCACUUAUGAUGCUGAUUUGGAAAUUGUAAUUACUAUUUCAAAGAAAAUUUGACCAUGAGCGUCUCUAUAUAAUAGUUUAUUAAACAUAGAAUGAAAUUUGUACUUUUUGUUAUGUCACCAUUAAGUAAUAUUUUGGAAAAAGUGUUCUGGUUUCAUUGGCUUUAUGAAUCAGUAGAAUUUGAUUCAUGCCCCAUAGUGAUUUAUUUUUCUGGUACUUAAUGUUGAGAACUAAUGAAGUAUUGAGUUGUGUUUUUGCUUCUAUGUUUAUUCUCUAAGAUGUCAUUUAUUUAGUUGUUCAGCUGAUAAUAAAUGCAAUAUGACUUGUUUAUUACUAUGCAUAUAUUAUUUUAAAUCUUAUACUUUUGGUAUUUGUAUUUGCAAAUUUU
This is a messenger RNA of Hemiscyllium ocellatum (epaulette shark), 2238 nucleotides long. RefSeq names its product RING finger protein 175-like. Gene Ontology annotation, cellular component: Golgi membrane; endoplasmic reticulum membrane. The record is from RefSeq and is a predicted model, not a curated record. The transcript has 9 exons. Lineage: Eukaryota; Metazoa; Chordata; Chondrichthyes; Orectolobiformes; Hemiscylliidae. Gene Ontology annotation, molecular function: metal ion binding; ubiquitin protein ligase activity. Bases 52 to 1026 code for a protein of 324 amino acids.